Nerophis lumbriciformis (worm pipefish) is the source of this 1305-nucleotide messenger RNA. The record is from RefSeq and is a predicted model, not a curated record. Lineage: Eukaryota; Metazoa; Chordata; Actinopteri; Syngnathiformes; Syngnathidae.
AUGGAAAAGGAACAGCAAAGUACGGUUGUCUUCAACGCCUCAAAAAGGGAGUUGUUUACCACCACCAGUGGAUACAAAUCAAUGCAUAAGCACAUUAGAACUCAAUGGAAAAUUCAAAGUAUGAAGGAAGAGUUGUCAUCGGACAAACUGAAAGGUGUCAAGUUGUGGACAACUGCAGGCCCAAGAGAGAAGUUUACAGCAUCAGAGUUGGAAGUACUGAAACACUACCUGGAUGGUGGAGGAAAUAUUCUGGUUAUGCUUGGGGAAGGAGGGGAAAAGAAAUUUGACACAAACAUCAAUUUUCUCCUGGAAGAGUUUGGAAUUAUGGUAAACAAUGAUGCAGUUUUUCGAACCAGGUACUACAAGUACUAUCAUCCUAAAGAAGCACUUGUGUCUGAUGGUGUGUUGAACAGAGAGAUCAGCCGGGCUGCUGGCAAAUCAAUGUCAGGCAUAAGUGAGGAUGACAAUAUUGGAAACAAUACACAGGCUCUCUCAUUUGUGUACCCAUAUGGUGCCACACUGAAUGUGAUAAAGCCAGCCAUUGCUGUGCUUUCAACGGGUUCCAUCUGCUUCCCCCUCCACCGGCCUGUGGUAGCCUUCUAUCAAGGAAAGGAGACAGGCAAAUUGGUAGUAGUUGGUUCCUGCCACAUGUUCAGCGAUCAGUUCAUUGACAAGGAGGAGAACUGUAAAAUCUUGGGUGUUGUGCUCCAGUGGCUCAUGACUGAUAAUAUUCAUCUGAAUACAAUCGAUGCAGAAGACCCAGAGAUCACAGAUUACACUAUGUUGCCACACAUUGGAUGUUUGUCCGAACAACUUACACAGUACUUCCAAGAGGGGGAUGAAAACCCCAGGAACUUCACAUCUCUUCUGGAUGUUUCUUUUUUCAGUCUGUCAACAGACACUUUACCCCAAGUCCUCAGUGUUUAUAAGCAUCUUAAUGUCAAAGAUGAGCCACUUCAGCUGAUUGCACCACAAUUUGAGACUCCCUUGCCUCAGUUGCAACCUGCUGUCUUUCCUCCAAUCUUGAGCGAUUUGUCCCCACCAAUGUUGGACCUGUUUGACUUGGAUGAAGCUUUCUCUUCUGAGAAAGUGCGCCUAGCACAGCUCACCAAUAAAUGUACAGAUGACGACCUUGAGUUUUACAUAAGGAAAUGUGGUGAAAUUUUGGGUGUGACCCCAAAAUUGGACAAAGAUCACAGAGAUGCAAAGCACAUAUUGGAACACAUUUUCUUCCAAGUUGCAGAAUUCAAGAAGCUCAAUCAAGAGCAUGACGUCAACACAGAUGCACAGUUCACCCCAUCUUGA